Messenger RNA from Lipotes vexillifer (Yangtze River dolphin), 999 nucleotides. It is a transcript of the gene SFXN5, whose product is annotated as sideroflexin 5. The transcript has 13 exons. Gene Ontology annotation, molecular function: citrate transmembrane transporter activity; monoatomic ion transmembrane transporter activity. NCBI's taxonomy places the organism in Eukaryota, Metazoa, Chordata, Mammalia, Artiodactyla, Lipotidae. Gene Ontology annotation, cellular component: mitochondrial inner membrane. Gene Ontology annotation, biological process: mitochondrial transmembrane transport; citrate transport; monoatomic ion transport. The record is from RefSeq and is a predicted model, not a curated record. Bases 1 to 999 code for a protein of 332 amino acids.
AUGGCGGAUACAGCGACUACAGCAUCAGCGGCGGCGGCGGCUAGUGCCGCUAACGCCUCGACCGAUGCACCGCCUUUCCAGCUGGGCAAGCCCCGCUUCCAGCAGACAUCCUUCUGUGGUCGCUUCAGGCACUUCUUGGACAUCAUCGACCCUCGCACACUCUUUGUCACUGAGAGACGUCUCAGAGAGGCUGUGCAGCUGCUGGAAGACUACAAGCAUGGGACCCUGCUUCCGGGGAUUACUAAUGAGCAGGCUAUUCUACACCCGGACACCAACGAGAAGAUCUUCAUGCCCUUUAGAAUGUCAGGUUACAUUCCUUUCGGGACGCCAAUUGUGGUUGGUCUUCUCUUGCCCAAUCAGACAUUGGCGUCCACUGUCUUCUGGCAGUGGCUGAACCAGAGCCACAACGCUUGUGUCAACUAUGCAAACCGGAACGCUACGAAGCCUUCACCUGCAUCCAAGUUCAUCCAGGGCUACCUGGGAGCUGUCAUCAGUGCCGUCUCCAUCGCUGUGGGCCUUAAUGUCCUGGUUCAGAAAGCCAACAAGUUCACCCCGGCCACCCGCCUUCUCGUCCAGAGAUUCGUGCCGUUCCCUGCCGUAGCCAGCGCCAACAUCUGCAACGUGGUCCUGAUGCGGUACGGGGAGCUGGAGGAGGGGAUUGACGUCCUGGACGGUGAUGGCAACCUCGUGGGCUCCUCCAAGAUCGCAGCCAGACAUGCCCUGCUGGAGACGGCGCUGACGCGGGUGGUCCUCCCCAUGCCCAUCCUGGUGCUACCCCCGAUCGUCAUGUCCAUGCUGGAGAAGACAGCUCUCCUGCAGGCGCGCCCCCGGCUGCUCCUCCCCGUGCAAAGCCUCGUGUGCCUGGCAGCCUUUGGCCUGGCCCUGCCGCUGGCCAUCAGCCUCUUCCCCCAGAUGUCAGAGAUCGAAACGACCCAGUUAGAGCCUGAGAUUGCCCGAGCCACGAGCAGCCAGACAGUGGUGUACAACAAGGGGCUGUGA